Molecule: messenger RNA, 2959 nt
Organism: Salarias fasciatus (jewelled blenny)
Lineage: Eukaryota; Metazoa; Chordata; Actinopteri; Blenniiformes; Blenniidae
Gene: shcbp1
Product: SHC SH2-domain binding protein 1
Exons: 13
Coding region: 114-2087 (657 amino acids)
Biological process (GO): fibroblast growth factor receptor signaling pathway
Source: RefSeq, a predicted model, not a curated record
UUGACGGCGUAUCGAGCUGAAAACGACCAAAUUGUGGAGUGUCCGGCGCUCUGAGCCUUCAGAUAUCCUCUGUCCUUGUCGAAAAAGGUCGAAGGUCGUUCACUGGAAGCGGUAUGUCGAACCCGGACGAUCCGGAUCGCGCCUUUCAAGGUGAGCUGGAGCCGAACGCGUCGAACCAGGCUGAUCUGGAUCCAUCCGUUCCAGGUCAGAGUCUGCAUGGAGAGGAUGAGAAAGCCCAUGAAGACGACAGCUGCUCUGACCACGACAGCGGCACAAACCUGUUUGAAGCUGAGCAUUCAGGGAGCCAGCUGCAGAGGUGUGAAUGGCCUGGAGGGGGCUCAGGUCUACCGGACACGUUCCAGACCAGCCGCCUCCUGUUCUACGAGAGGUUUAAGGCAUACCAGGACUAUAUGCUUGGAGACUGUAAGCCCUCGGAGGUGCGGGCCUUCAUAGCAGACUACCUGGAGAAGGUGGUGGUGCUCUCUGAUUGGUUGGCUGUGUGGUCCACUGAUGUAUUUGAUGUUCUUGUGGAGGUGCGGGACGUGGACCUGAGGGACCUGAAGGCGUGUGUGAAGCUGGUGCUGCCGAUGCAGUGUGACAUCCGAGGCUGUGAACUCACCAAGGACACUCUCAGAUCUCUUCUGGAAGUCACUCAGCACAAAGUUACACUACAGGAGCUGCACGUGGUGUACGAGGAGUCCGGGGAAUUGGACCAGACUGCUCUAGCUCUUGAGCACCUCAGAUUUUUCUACAAACACAUCUGGAGAGAGUGGGAUGAGGAAGAUGAAGAUGAUGACUUUGACUACUUUGUGCGCUGUGUGGAACCCCGUCUCAGACUAUGUUACGACAUCUUGGAGGACAGAGUCCCGGCUGGCCUGGUUGAGGAGUACCAGUCCUUACUGGAGAGCUGCAGCCACUGCUUCCAGCAGUUCAGCGUGCUGCGGAACUCUCUGAGUCCGGACUCGGACUCUGAGCUGGACAACGUGUCCAUGGUGGAGGGUUUGAAGCUCUGCGAUCAGUUGGACACCUUCAAGCGAAAGCUUCACAUCAUCGAGAGUCCCCUGUUGAGGUAUGUGCUGGCCUACAAAGGCAACGUGAGGAGUCAGAGUGUUGUGACCCGCGGGCCCAGAGAGUCCAGUAAGAAGGUGGUUCACGUGGUCUCAGCGUCCUGCAGCAGCAGCCAGCUCCAGUCUCUCCUCAACACCAGACUGACCCCCCUGUGCUCCGCUGACGACACUGAGAUCCAGUUCCACAGAGAGCCGGCGUCGGCAGUGGACUCGUGUUACGAAGGCGAUGUGGUGGUGGUGCUCCCAGGAGUUUACAGUGUCAGUAACUCCAUCUACAUUCCAGACUCCAUCACCAUAGAGGGCUUCGGCUUUCCUGAUGAAGUGGUGAUUGAGAAGAGAAACACAGGGGAUUCGUUUCUGGAGUCCACAGGAGCAGCUGUCAAGAUUUCCAACAUCAAGUUCAUCCAGCAUGGCGCUAUCGAAGGCAUCCUGUGUGUUGGUGAGGGAGCGCUGGACAUGGAGAACUGUGUGCUGCAGUGCGAGACCACCGGGGUCAUCGUCCGAACGUCUGCCCGUCUCAACAUGAGCAUGUGUGACCUGUACGGCUCCAAGGGGGCCGGCCUGGAGAUCUAUCCCGGCAGUAUUUGCUGCCUGGUUAGUAAUGGCAUCCAUCAUUGCAAGGAUGGGAUCCUCAUCAAGGACUUUGCUGAUGAAAUGGAAGUGAUGCCAUCCAUCACGAUGGAAAACAACGUGAUCCACAACAACGAAGGGUACGGCGUGCAUCUCGUCAAGCCCAAAUGUGCAGAAGACCCAGCUGGCCUGCCAGCGGAGGAGAAGCAGCAGGGAGAUUUCCCCUCCAUGCCCUCCCCGCCAACCAGCAGCACCUCAGAAACUGCUGAGCCUGAAACGGCGCCCCCCAGCACCAGGAAGUGGCAUCUGGGUCGUCAGCUGAGCAGAAACAAGGACAUUUCGUGCAUCUGGACAACCCAGGACUUGAAGGACCACCCGAUCUUUGUCUCCAUACAAGGAAACUUGUUCAAACGCAAUGGCCUGGGCGACUUCGGCACGUUUUACUAUUGACAGAUAGGUUUGUCCAUGCAGAACACCUGCUUUUUAACUUUCUAUCUUUAGUGCUUCUGAGCAGUGAAAGUUUAAUGACAACCAAAUGCUGUUUCCAAAAGAAAGGGGGAAGCAUAUAACAGGAUCUCUAGAACUUGGUGAAAAGUUGCCUCUGCGUGUUUUUGUCCACAGGACACAUCGGUCUUGAAUUAUUUGCACAUUUUUAUCCUAUUUAUUUGUUUGGGCUGUUUUUGGUUUUUUAUUCUCCAUUGCUUUAAGGUCCUCUCACAUCUUUAAGUGUAACGUUGGUGGCUUGAUUGUUAAUCUGCCAAAAACUAUAAUGAUAGUGGAGGCUUGUUAAGAUCACAAGGCUGUUGAUAAUUUCACAUACUUUAUGAUUUCCACUUGGGUUCCCUGUAUUUUAGAAUGUAAGAGCUCAGAUCUAUAAUGGAGGGAUGUUUUCUGUAUUGAGGCCCAGAACAGUAGGAACUUCAGUAAAGGCCUGCAGUUUUAUUAUUAAAAGUGAUUAUUAAUUUGCUCUGCUACUAAUGGAAACUGUAUUGAGAUUGUCCAGUUGAUUAAAUGGUUAUGUUCAGCUCAGCAUGUGUAUGGUCGCUCAUCCUGCUGACUGGUCUGAAGUGGAAAACUUUAUCUGUGAAACAUGCCGUAACGGUUUGUUCGCUAACUGCUUGACACUUGAGAGGAGCUGACAGCAAACACCAAACCAGCACACACUUCUGGGGAGAGAAUGACCAUGCUGUGUUUUGGCUUUGGAAUUGGGAGCAUGAGUGGAGCCGCUGCUGGAGCACAGAAAGCUUUUCCCAAGGACAACAUGCAGAAUGAAUGUCCUGUAACCUGGUUCAGCUGCUCUGACCUCAGUCUCAGCUCUUACG